AUGUCUAUAUCUACUGCUACAGAUGAGCGCACCGAAGGGGAUGAUGAUACAUCCCAGGGAAGCCAGCCGAAGGAAGACAGCAGUGACUCUGAAAACGAAAAUGAAAAUGACUCACAGAACCAGAAUGGGGGCUCCAUAAGCCCUGAAGUCCAUGAAAUAACGAGUGACGAGGAUGACUGUGUUGUGACUAACGAUGAUGAAUCAUCUAACUCUAGUAGUGACUCCAAUGAUAGUUCUGACGCUUCACAGCAAAGCAAUAAAGACGGGGAGAAAGACAAGCAGGAACAGCCCUGUGAAAAUGGAGAAGAAUCUGAUAUUGAAGAAGUUACAAUCGAGGAUCCAUUGAAUCAAUGCCAGCAAAAUAAAAAUAAAUCAAUUGUUGUCAACGACACUAAAAGCUUGGCAGACCUGGGGAAUAAAUCAGAUCCAAAUGAUGGGGAACAAAACAAAGAACCGACGGUUGUUAUUAUUGACACAAACUCUAUUUUAUCUGGGAAGACUUCAACACAAAUGCAGAAUAAAAUGAACUCUAGUGCUAUAGAUGCUCAGAAUUUAUGUCAGAGUAUUGCUGCUAGAGGUACCACAAUCACUCCCAUUAGUAGUAAAAGUAAUAGUACUUCUAAACAAAUACAGAACAGUAGCAUAGUCACCUCCCAACCCAAUAUUCUUCCUUCCUUGACAGAUGAUAUGUUUGUUGUUGAGGCACCAUCAUUUAUUGUACCCUAUGUGUAUGAAAAGCCUUCAGUAAAACCCUUCAGAGAGUUUGUAGACAAAUUGGGCAAGGAGCUGGAGGAGAUAAAAAUGAAAGAAGACCAAGAAAAGUUGGAAAAGGAGAAGAUAGAGAAAGAUAAGAGAGAUAAAUUGAGGCAAGAAAGAAUCGCUCGGGGCGAGGAGGUUGAGGAUGAGGUGGAAAGUGAAAACGAAGCUAAGAAGGUGGCUGAAGAAGCGGCCAAGGAGAAGAAACUUGAGAAGAAACAGAAGAAGAAACGCAGGACUGAAGACGAUGAUGAUUCCUGGGACGGGGAGUCAUCAACUGAGUCCGAAGAAGAAGGCAUGAGUGAUGACGACACUGUAGUCAUAAAGGAUAAGGACGACACAGUCGAAGAAGUGUAUGAUCCUGUGAGUUACAUCAUGAAGAAGUCCGGAAAAACAGACAGUUAUUUUGAUUGUUCCUUAGGCCAGUUUUUCAUUAAUAUCGGUAUAAAUUUGGUUCAAGAAUAUGUUCAGACGGAUCUAUUAAAAACUCAGAAUCGUAAACUCUACAAAGAAAAGAAAUCCGGACGCAGCACUAAAGCAACCGAAAGCGCUAUAGCAUCACUUACGCAGAAUUUGGCCUACAGUAAGAAACUUAACGCUCCUUAUGCUCUCGAACAGAAACGAUGCGAAUUUUGUAGUUUUAAAACAGAAUCAAUACUAGUAAUGGCUCAUCAUUUAGAAGCACCUCACAUGAAGAACAAUAUUUACAAAUGUAAUACGUGUCCUUUCGAAAUCCGAAGUCCACAUGACAUAUUAUACCACAUGGAAGCCGAGCACAAUAUACGAGGCAGAUUAGAGAGAGCUCCGGCCUAUCAGCAGUGUCCCAGUUGUCACUUUGAAGAUAACAGCAAAACAAAACUGGCACGCCAUCUUAUAGCGUGCGCGAAGAAGUUUAAACCUGAGUACAACCUCGGACCGCCUAUCGAGUGGGAGCCGCCGGCUAAAAUACCAAAGCUUACAAGAGCACGUAAUAAUGCUGUUGCACCAUAUCAAUCUAAUUUCAAUAGAUCUCAAGUUGGAAUGAGCCCUCUUGGGCGACCUCCUUUGAAUCUGCCAAAUUCUGUCGUUCCCAGUAUGCCAGUGCUUGGCAGACCGCGAGGGCGCCCGCCUUUAUCUGCUCCGGCCCGGGCUCCGGUCGCAGGAGUUCCUAUCAUCAGAAGUGGUGUCAUGAUUAUGCACAACAAUCCACCGAGUGGAACAACCAUCUCAAACUAUCCUAUCAUGCAAAAUAAUCAAGGCAAUCAAUCAGCUACACCUAAGAUAUCGAUCACACCUCUGCCACGAGCACCACAACCUUCAUCCUCGAAUUCUACUCACAAUUCUAAAGCUACCUUUGUGAUAUGUGAAAUAUGUGAUGGCUACAUCAAAGACUUGGAACAGUUACGGAACCAUAUGCAAUGGAUACAUAAAGUUAAAAUUCAUCCUAAGAUGAUAUACAAUAGACCUCCCCUGAAUUGCCAAAAGUGUCAAUUCAGGUUCUUUACUGACCAAGGGCUCGAAAGACACUUGCUUGGGUCUCAUGGUCUGGUAACGAGUUCUAUGCAAGAAGCAGCUAAUAAAGGUAAGGAUGCCGGCCGAUGCCCAGUCUGUGGAAGGGUUUAUCAAUGGAAGUUGCUCAAUCACGUGUCCAGAGAUCACAACAUGACCCUCAAGCCCGCCCACCUCUCAUACAAAUGCACAGUAUGUACUGCAACAUUUGGUAUGUACAAGCAGUUUGAGAAUCAUGUAUAUUCUGCUCACAGUGUUGUUGCAAAACGUGUUAUUGAUAAAAAUAAAACAACCCCACCUGCAGCCAAACCCACAGAGAGUGAUCCACUUCUUAAGCCACUCAAAAUAAGUGACGAGAUCACAAUAAUACCUCAGCCUGCUAAAUCAUCAGUAACCAUUACCGCUAAGGGUAAAUAA
Molecule: messenger RNA, 2661 nt
Organism: Danaus chrysippus (African queen)
Lineage: Eukaryota; Metazoa; Arthropoda; Insecta; Lepidoptera; Nymphalidae
Source: the annotation of a GenBank genome assembly